Messenger RNA from Ramularia collo-cygni, 726 nucleotides. Its product is annotated as related to translin-associated protein X. Gene Ontology annotation, molecular function: sequence-specific DNA binding; RNA endonuclease activity; RNA binding. The transcript has 2 exons. Gene Ontology annotation, cellular component: nucleus; cytoplasm. Bases 1 to 726 code for a protein of 241 amino acids. The record is from RefSeq and is a predicted model, not a curated record. Lineage: Eukaryota; Fungi; Ascomycota; Dothideomycetes; Mycosphaerellales; Mycosphaerellaceae.
AUGUCUGACAGCAAAGCAGGAAGCACGGCAUCACCGUUCAUGCCCAUGUUCGAAACUUUCCGUGCUGAGCUUGAUGAACACCACGCACGCYGCGAGAGAGUCAUCAAAGCCAGUCGCGACAUCACUGCCGCUUCAAAAAAGAUCAUCUUCGCACUACAACGCAUUCGCGCUGUCAAGCAGCCACUGCCGGCCGCUGUCAUCAAGAACAAUCAGCCAUACUACGACAUCAUCUCCACACAAUUCGCAGCCGUGUCGGGAGAUCUGCAAGGACUCAAUGGUGACCGCUAUGCUCGCCAAAUCAGCGGCGGAUGUCAGGAGUGGAUGGAAGCAGCAUCAUUCGAGCACUAUUUGAUGACCGCGAAACUUUUGACCUACGAGGAAGCUGUCUCGAAGAUGCGUAGUAUGGAUGUGGAAGGCCCGGGUGUGCUGCUGACUCCCGAGGACUAUCUUCUCGGUAUCUACGACAUGACUGGAGAGCUGAUGAGGUUCGCCAUCACGGCCAUGGCUACCAAUGGGUCGUUGCCCACCAUUGCAGCGGACUCGUCGGAUGCCAUGAGUGACGACACGGUGCAGCCCGAGGAGCGAAGCGUUCUGAACGACAUGCGUCGUCUUCGAGCCGCGUUGGAAGCUCUCAACACUGGAAACUAUGGUCCCUUUGCCAAGGACUGCGACAAGAAGAUGGAAGUCAUGCGUAACAGUGUCGACAAGGUGGAGCAGUCGUUGUAA